GGCGGGGCGUGGCCGUGCCUGUACUUCCGCGCUUGCCCGUAGUCCGACAUGGCGGAGUAUUCUUGCGUUAAAUCUACCAAGUUAGUCCUCAAAGGGGCGAAAGAGAAAAGCAAGAAAAAGCACAAGGAGAAGAAAAGGAAAAGGGAAGAGGAGGCGGCAGAGCAACUUGAUAUUGUUGGAAACUGGUGGGCUAUCAGUAACUUCGGUGAAAUUACAGGAACUAUAGCUAUAGAAAUGGAUAAAGGAGCUUACAUCCAUGCCCUCGACAAUGGCUUGUUUACUCUUGGAGCGCCACAUAAAGAUGAUGAAGGCCCUAGUCCUCCUGAGCAGUUUACAGCAGUAAAGUUGUCUGAUACAAGGAUUGCUCUGAAGUCCGGUUAUGGCAAAUACCUUGGUAUAAAUUCAGAUGGACUUGUUGUUGGACGUUCAGAUGCAAUAGGAUCAAGAGAGCAAUGGGAACCUGUCUUCCAAGAUAAGAAAAUGGCAUUGCUAGCAGCAAAUAGCCGUUUCAUUAGAUGUAAUGAAGAAGGAGACAUAGAAGCCAAAAGCAAAACUGCGGGGGAAGAAGAAAUGAUAAAGAUUCGUACUUGUGCGGAAAGAGAAACUAAGAAGAAAGAUGACGUUCCACAAGAAGACAAAGGCAAUGUUAAACAGUGUGAAAUCAAUUAUGUAAAGAAAUUCCAAAGUUUUCAAGACAAAAAGCUUAAAAUAAGCAAAGAAGAUACAAAAGCCCUCAGAAAAGCCAGGAAAGAGGGCACUUUUCAUGAAAUGUUGCUUGACAGGAGAGCAAAAGUGAAAGCGGAUAGAUACUGCAAGUGACAACCAGCUGGUCCAUUUUCUUCUGCAUCUUUGAUCAUAGGGUCAAACUGAAAACAAGAGUAAAAUGUUUUAUAGUUAUUUUAUUGAAGGUGUUCUACUGAAGUUUUUAUUACAUUAUUUUUAAAGGAUCAUCUGAGAGCCGUAAUGAAGCUUCAAACUGAUGUUAUCUUUCAGUAAUGAAUACUAUUAAGCUUACUCUAGACCUACACACUAUUUGAAAUAGUGAGAUAAUUAUUUAAUGGAAAACAAUUUGACCCACUGAAUCUUUCAAGGUUGAUGAAAGGAACCUGAGCUUAGAGACAGGACAGAAGAGAACAGCUAUGAAGUUCAAAAGUAGAAUAUGUUAAUACAAUGAACCAUUAAGAAAUAUGUAACUGUAUUGAACAAGAAGAAAUAAUUGAAAAUGCAUGUCUUGGAACAUAUCCUACCAGAUCCUGAACAGGACAUGGGCAGAGCCAUUCUACACUGCAUCAGGUGAGCGCUGGGCUGGAAUAUUCAGGCUUCAUAAAACAAUGUUCAGAACAGACCCACAGUUAAAGCUGAUAAAUGGCAUAAUCCAUAUGCUGGAAAAAAAAGUGUUGAGAAGUUCUAAGAACCCUGUUACAAAUGAAAAUGCAGGUGCUUUGUAAGAAAAGGGGAUGGCUCUUUUGUGUUAGCAGGCCACGUAUUUGGCAAGAGAGAAAAAUCGAUUUUGCAAAUCUGUUUGUUUCUUUAUGGCAUGGACUUUAAUAAAACAGCAGGGACUCUUUUUUUUUUUUUUUUUAAGGUCACAGUAUAAUAUGCAUUCCUAGUAUCUCAUAAAAUAUGGUUACCCCCGUCUGCUCUGAUUACCAAGAAACUUUUCAGUAGCAACAUCUCCACAGGAACUAUCUCAGUCAGAACAAUUGCUUACUCUCUCCACAGCUUCUGUAAUCUGCAUCAUAAAGAUUAUGUGGUAACAGUGUUGAGGAAUUCUAUUGUAAUAAUUUAAAUUGUCUCCAUGGACCUUCUCCUAGCUGUCAAUUUGAACUGCACACAAGCUUGCAGACUGUAAGCUUAUGCAAGAUAAUGAUGUGUCUAAAAAGAGCCCAAGAAAGGACCAAUAAGAUAUAGUCAGUAUUGGCAGUUUAAAUCUCUCCAAUUUCAUAGGCAGUUGGUCUUGAAGCACAGAGAAUUUAAGUACAUCAUAAUUGUUUAAGCCCUCCAGUAACUUUUCAGCAUGAAAAGUAGUUAUAGCUGGUUAGGAAAGGCUAGCUGAGGUUAGCAAUAAGGCAUUUAUUUUUCAAGAAUUUUAGCAAAAUAAGGAUAUAGCCAAUACAGAUUUUAUGGAACUAUAACAAGAAAAAUCACAGGCUGGGCCCAUUCAUGAUGUAACAUAAGAAUUCUUAGAAACUUUUUUUGCUUCCAGGAAAGCAAACAAAAAUCCAUACCUUUCUCUGAUGCCAUUCCAUACCCAGCUCUAUCCAGCGGAGUACAGAGAUUUUUGCCACAGGGCUUUUCCCUCCAAGGUAGUAGAACUUACUUGUUCUAUAUCUGUUAAACCUGCUGUUCAUUUAAUAUGUAUUUUACAAGAACAGGCAUUCUCACUAGUUCCUGGUUUGAAUAGCUGUUUUGGAAUGAAUGCCUUUUCUUCCCACUUCAGCUUUAUAUGCUGAGGUUGAUACUAAAUGAGAUCAAAAUGCCCCCUCUGGGGAGUGGUUUGUGUGACUAUAUUGGGGUAGUUAUGCUUGUAACUUUGUUCUGUGGCCAAAUCUGUGCAAAACUUCUUAUUCUAGCUGCUCCAUAAGAUUUUGUAUUUUAAUUCUGAUAGAAGUUCUACUAGAUUGUAGAGAAAAUAAAUAGAAGCAAGAUCUGUGCUGAAUUUUAAAAAUUACUGCAAUGAAAUUAUCAAAUGAGAAUUUUUCCCUCCAUUUUUAUGGGAACAAAAAACUCCUCUGUAGCUGUUUUUUAGACUUAAAUGAUCUUCUUAUGGGGGAAAAGACAAUUCUCAUUUAUCUAUCACUUACGUAGUUACAUUGCAGAACAUAUAACAAAAAGAGAAUAUUACCUGUUUAUGUAAACUGAUCAAAUGCUUACCCUUUUUACCAGUAUCAACAGUUUCAUUUUAAAAUUUUCAUAGAUUUAGGUUCUAGUACAAAACUUUGAGUUUACUCUUUAAGCUUACCACAUAGCAGGAAUGACUGAAAAUUAUCUUUUAUUUCCCAUCACUUUCUAUUAAUUACACAUUCUUUCAAAGCAAGCAGUUGCCGGGAAUACCAGCAUGUUUGUAGUGAGACUCUGCAUUAAAACAUUUGCAGAAAGAAGCUAAUAAGCAGGACUGAUCUUUGAUUCUAUUUUUUAAGUAUCUCCAGAAUUAAAAUUCCCUCAUAUAUCAAUAACCCAGUUACACAAUCUUACUAACUGUAUCACUUGUGAAUAUUUGGCUUGCAUUAAGGGAACAGCUCCAAGAAAAAUUAAAGGUAUAUGUACUAAUGGCAAGCUAUUCGUCAUAUAGCUUAAGCCCUGGGAGACAAACUGUAGCAAUGAUGUAGACCAGAGAGAAAGCUCCCUGAUUUUUAGUGGUCUUGAGAGAAAAUAGUUGACUUUUCCAGAGAACUCUGUAUAUAACCUGAUUGCUGUCAAAUAAAGAUAGACAUCCUGUCAAAGAGAGCCACCAUGCAGGUGUAGUGUGUGGCUGGCUUUUUACCAAUAGCAGAAAUGGUCAAGCAGGUGAAGUUGAUUUGUAUAUGUAGCUUAGAUGCUUUUGGAUCACAGUGUGUGCCUGUAUGCUCUGUGACUCAAUUCUUGUGAAGAAGAGGGCUAUGCUGCCUUUUCCAUGGCAAGUAUUUUAAGUUCCUGUAUUGUUGGAGAAGGUGCAUUGCACAUGCCCAGGAGAUCUGAGAGAAGUGUGAGCGCUGAAUUUGUGGGGAGAGGGCCAAAAGCUGGAAAUAAAUAGGUGAUUGUUGGUGAAUGCUCCUGGCCAGAGUCUGAGGAAUUCUUGGGUGAAAAUGCACCAUAGCUGUGGGUUGUACCAUCACAGGAAAAAAUGUAAUUCAUUUUUUCCCAGAGCUCUUCAGUCUGGUCUAGGACAGGGGAUUAGGGCUCAUUAAGUAGUUCCAGUUGUAGGUACCAUGCUUCGUGUCCAUCCCCAGAAAUGUAACCUGACGAACAAUCAUUGCAAUGUCAUGGACUUGGAAGUGGCCUACUGCCAAAACACUAGGAAAGGGGCAGCACCACAAGGAGCAGGCUGUGGGCCAGAAUAAUUAUUGGGGAGUUCAUUGCAGGUGUCACUGAUGGACAGUCACUGUGAAUCUUAAACACAGCUGAAGUGAAUGCUGGUGGUUGAAGUAGACUGAUGUUACAGCAUCUGUUUUCCCUCCUGAGAAUAUAAAUAAAAUCAUGUCUGAUAGAACUCAUAAAAAUGAUUACUCAAACACAGAUGCACCUGGAAGCAGGAAUCUGCUAUACUGGUGGAAAGGGUGCUGAAGGGAGUACUUGGAAUCUGAAAAAGACCCUGAGAACUAUCUGUGGAAAGGAAAUAAAUCCACUCCAUCUUUAUCAAUGUAAAUAGGAGAAUGCAAGGUGUAGACACUGUUAAGUAGUUGUGAUAGUAAAGGAAAAAUGGAAUUGAGAGGCAUGUUUGGUACAGACCUAGGAAUAAAUGAAACCAGAAUAAAUGUCAGAGAAAAUGAAAUGAGACUGUCCCAAGGAGGGGUUGGAUUCCCCUUCCAAGAGGAAGUAGUGGAUUUGGCAAGGGACUGGCAGCCCUGCGGGGAACAAGGAUGUUGUAGGAGCAGUGGGCUUGCCUUCUGUGUUGGAACUAACAAUACAUUAGAUUCUUGCUGAAAAAUGUGUGCCGAGAUAACACAGAAGCAGAGGUCUGGGGAAUUCACCUGAAUUUGAGUUCCAGGAAAAGAAAAUUAAAGGUAUGACAAAGCAGUGAAGAUAAGUGAGUUAAACUGUUGCUAUAAGGAGUCCACUGGAUAUUUUCCCAUUUGAGGUAUUCAUGGGGUCUUCUUGGUGAUACUGUGUCCUCGCAGUUAAGCGCAAAGAGCUUUAAUUUAAGUGAAACAGAGAAAAGGGAAAGUAAUAUGUGCAGCCUCUACUCUGGAAGAAAGAACAGAUCUGGGGUAUGAUAAUACAGUACUGGAUAGAUGAGUAUGAAAACACAAGGGUGGAUGUUAACUACUAGUUAUCAGUGACACUAGCUGUCAG
This is a messenger RNA of Athene cunicularia (burrowing owl), 4992 nucleotides long. It is a transcript of the gene FRG1, whose product is annotated as FSHD region gene 1. The transcript is spliced from 9 exons. The record is from RefSeq and is a predicted model, not a curated record. Gene Ontology annotation, molecular function: actin filament binding. Gene Ontology annotation, cellular component: striated muscle dense body; catalytic step 2 spliceosome; nucleolus. Lineage: Eukaryota; Metazoa; Chordata; Aves; Strigiformes; Strigidae. The coding region runs from base 49 to 819 and encodes 256 amino acids.